This is a messenger RNA of Fraxinus pennsylvanica, 1521 nucleotides long. NCBI's taxonomy places the organism in Eukaryota, Viridiplantae, Streptophyta, Magnoliopsida, Lamiales, Oleaceae. The record is from the annotation of a GenBank genome assembly.
AUGAAUGAAAAUAAGCAGCAGCAGCAGCAGCAGCAGCAGCAGCUGAAGAAAAGAAGAAAGAAGAAUACAACAGAUACCAGUGUCGUUGAUGAAAAACGAGGUGGGGUGAAGACAAAAGGAUUGAAAGAGAUAUCGACUUCUUUAAUUUUGCUUGAGGAUCAAGAAAAGGAUGGCCGAGAAGAAUUUGCCAAGGCCCAUCAAGAAGAAAGGUUACAAUUUGAGGAAAAUCACAAGAAGAAGACAAGCGCAAUGCUCGAUUGUUACUCCAAGUUGCACGAGGACUAUCAUGAGGAUGUGGAUCGCGUUGAUGGGGCUAGAAAAAGAAAGGCGCGGGCCAAUGUGUUUGCUGCAUCAAAUGCUACUGCCAUCGCCCUUGCCUCGGCCGACAUAGAGGAUUCCAUUUCAGGUGGUAACGAUAGAACUAGUGCGAGCGAUAAAGUGCCAGCAACAGGACCGCAGCGGCGGCUUUGGGUUAAGCAUAGAUCUAAAGAUUGGUGGGAUCAAUGUAAUAGCCCGGAUUUCCCAGAUGAGGAAUUUAAGAAGGCAUUUAGAAUGGGAAAAGAUACUUUUGUCUUGAUAUGCAAUGAAUUGAGUUCGGUUGUUGCCAAGGAAAAUACUUUGUUGAGGGAUGCUGUCCCUGUGAGGCAACGUGUUGCGGUGUGUAUAUGGCGGUUAGCCACAGGGGAGCCGCUUAGGCUCGUUUCGAAGAAAUUUGGUUUGGGAAUUUCGACCUGUCAUAAGCUUGUUCUUGAGGUUUGUUCCGCAAUUAGGAAUGUUUUGAUGCCGAAAUAUUUAAGGUGGCCGGACGAUGAAACAGUGAAUAGGAUUAAGGAUGAUUUUGAGUCCAUUUCCGGGAUAAGCAAUGUGGUAGGAUCAUUGUACACAACUCACAUGCCAAUCACUGCUCCUAAAGCAAGCGUCGUGGCCUAUUUCAACCGAAGGCACACGGAAAGGAAUCAAAAGUCCUCGUAUUCAAUUACAGUUCAAGGUGUGGUUGAUCCAAGGGGAGUGUUUACUGAUGUCUGUAUAGGAUAUCCUGGUUCAAUGCCUGAUGAUCAUGUUUUGGAAAAAUCCACACUUUUUCAAAGAGCAAAUGCAGGUUUCUAUAAAGAUGCUUGGAUUGUUGGAGGUUCUGGAUACCCUUUAAUGGAUUGGGUAUUGGUACCCUAUACACAACAGCACUUGACUUGGACACAGCACGCUUUCAACGAGAAAAUCGGGGAAGUUCAAGGGAUUGCGAAAGAGGCAUUUACAAGACUGAAGAGACGAUGGGGGUGUUUACAGAAAAGAACUGAGGUCAAACUUCAGGACUUGCCUGUUGUGUUAGGGGCGUGCUGCGUUUUGCAUAAUAUAUGCGAAAUGAGGAACGAGGAUCUAGAUUCAUCGCUGAAAUACGAAUUCUUUGAUGAUGAAAUGGUUCCGGAAAUAAGUUUGAGAUCACCAAAUGCCAUGAAAGCAAGGGACUCCAUUGCUCAUAACCUUUUGCAUCAUAACCAUGCUGGCACUUCAUUUCUCUCAUAG